AUGUGGAACCGUGCUCUUCUCGCUUUCACGCUUCAUGUGGCUUGCUCUCUCGCUGCUCCUGCUGCGACCCACCACCCUAAGCCGCCCACGAUGAAGCUCGACGACGCGACCGUCGUCGGCGUAUCAGACGGCUCCACCCGGUCUUUCCUCGGCAUCCCCUUCGCUGAACCUCCAACCGGGGACCUAAGGUUCCAACUCCCCAAACCCCUCUCCGGCUACACAGGGACGAUGAACGCGACCAGUUUUGGGACCCAGUGCAUCAACGCGUUCCAGCUGUCGGGUCUCGGUCUCUUCCCGCCAUGGGCCACCCAGGCAAUGAAGGACUACUUCCAAGUCUUCGAAGUCCCGAAUCCGUCCACUUUCGGAGAAGACUGCCUCAACUUGAAUGUCAUCGUCCCGGAGCACGUCAAGCCGGGAGCAAAGUUACCUGUCGUUGCUUACAUAUUUUUCAGUGGCUUCCAGUUCAGUGGCUCGUACAACGUCGACGGGCGCAUCAUGGUCAACAAGUCAGUGGAAAUAGGGGAGCCCGUCGUCUGGGUUUCGAUGAAUUAUCGCGUGGGCCCGUACGGAUUCUUGCCAGGAAAGGAAAUCAAGGAAGCUGGCGUUGGCAAUCUCGGGUUGCAAGAUCAACGCCAGGCGCUCCGUUGGAUCCAGCAAUACAUUCACCUCUUCGGCGGUGAUCCCGAGCGCGUGACGAUUCUAGGGCUUAGCGCAGCCGGUGCGUCGACCGCCCUCCACCUCGUCGCGAACGGCGGCAACAACGAGAACCUCUUCCACGGCGCUUGGGGCGAGUCCGGCGCCCUCCAGCACGUGCUGCAGAUCGACGACCCGAUCAACCAGAAGCUCUACGACAACUUCGUGAAUGCCACCAACUGCACGGGUACACCGGAUACCUUGCAAUGUCUGCGCGAGGUCGAUGGAGAUGCGCUGGAGAACCUCGUGGGCAACUCUGGAACGGAUUUCUGGGCGUUGUCGGCAGACGGGACGUUCGUGCACGAUCUACCUCAGCUGGAGCUGAUUCACGGCCAUGUCGCUGAAAAUGUGGCGGUUGUGCAAGGUAUCUCUGAGGAUGAGGGCACAAUCGCUGCCUUGCCCUUCGUCGAUGGCGUAAACGACACUUUGAUCGCCAACUUCGUCCGGGCGGUUUAUCCCACCGUCACGGACGAUCAGAUUCAGGAGCUCCUCAAGCUAUACCCGAACGACCCGGCCCUUGGCGCCCCCUACAACACGGGCGACCGGUUCCAGCUUGCACCCGAAUUGAAGCGCGCGGCGUCCAUCACCGGCGACAUCGAUUUCGACGCCCCGCACCGGCUCAUUUCGCAAGUCCUCAGCGACAAGCAGCCAUUCUGGUCGUACUACUACGAGCGCAACAAUGUGCCCGGCUUCGGCUCGACGCACGGGGCGGAAAUCCCGAACAUGUACGGCGGCGGGGACAUGUCGGACCUCCUCAUCCACUUCGCGAACUACUUCAGUCCGAACGGGCGGAGUGGGGACGCGCCGUUCUGGCCGCGGUACACGACGGCGGAGCCGACGAUGCUGGUGUUCACGGGCAACACGACGUUCGCGUACAAGAACGACACAUACCGCUCGGAGCAGAUCUCGUUCCUCAACAAACUCAACACCGAGUCGUAG
Epithele typhae is the source of this 1632-nucleotide messenger RNA. Its product is annotated as carotenoid ester lipase. Bases 1 to 1632 code for a protein of 543 amino acids. The record is from RefSeq and is a predicted model, not a curated record. NCBI's taxonomy places the organism in Eukaryota, Fungi, Basidiomycota, Agaricomycetes, Polyporales, Epitheliaceae. The transcript has 14 exons.